Molecule: messenger RNA, 1556 nt
Organism: Diatraea saccharalis (sugarcane borer)
Lineage: Eukaryota; Metazoa; Arthropoda; Insecta; Lepidoptera; Crambidae
Source: the annotation of a GenBank genome assembly
AGAAUUUGUGUCAAAAAUAUUUCGUUUUCGAGGUUCGGCUGCAAUUAUACGCAAUUUGUGUUGAUAAAAAGUAAAAUCAUCUCGAUUUAUCUAAAAGAUGAGUUCUGGAUUCAUUUCAGAAUCUGAAAUUGUAGAAGCAAGAAGGCGGCGCCAAGAGGAAUGGGAUAAAGUCAGAACCGAGGACCAGCCUCAAGAGGCACCAGAGGAACCUUACGAUACUAGACCACUAUUCCAGCGUCUAGAAGAGCAAAGGCUCAAGAAAGAAGCUGAGUAUGAAGAGGCUCAUAAACUUAAAAACAUGAUCAAGGGUCUUGAUGAUGAUGAAGUCGGUUUUCUGGAUCUAGUGGAAAGAACAAAAGCUAAAGCUGCUCAACAGAUCUCUCUGGAGGAACAGAAAGAGAUGCAAGAAUUCAGGGAGCGAGUUUCAAACUUAGCAGAGAGUGAAGAAAUGUUGAGACUAAGGGCCCAACUAGCUCCCGCUCGUAACACUCAACCCGUUGUACAAAAUCAAAAGAAUAAGUUACAAGGGGUAAUUGUAAGAAAAAGGAAAGCUAGUGAUGUAGAAAAGGAAUCCCCGCCGGCUAAAGUCAACGGUGUAGCUGGUGACAGUGAAACUCAUCGGUAUAACGUUAGUUCUGAAACGGUAGAAGAUUGUGGUGCUCUACGAUGCGUGGGCGUGUUACCAGGACUCGGACACUACGAUACGGAUACUUCUUCCGACACUGACGACUCCAGCGACUUUGAACAGAAUGAUAAAUGCUGCAAACGUGAUCUUCUCGGACGACGGCCCGAACACAAUGAGGAAAAGACACAAAAGCAAGAAACUAAGAGUUAGAGUGACAGAGCUAGGUCUAAAAGUUAUGGAGCUACAUAUAUACGUCUCUUUCUUAUGUAUAGUUAUCAUAUAGGGGCCAUCCAUAGAUUACGUCCCACGCUAGGAGGGGGAAGAAGUCGAGGAAGUGUGACAUUUGUAUAACGGUGGGGGGGGGGGGGGGUUAAAGUCAUGUAUUACGUGUGACUUAAUUUAUGGACGGCCCCAAAUGACUGACAGGGAUGCCUCCAGUUACAUGGGUUUUCAUAAUUUUAAGUACCUUGUUUCUUGAGCGGAUCUCUAAUAAAAAAUGGUUUUCACUAGACACUAAGUAGUAUCCCAUAGUAACUUUGGGUUAAAAAAUAGAUGGUUCAUCACAUUCUAAUAUAUUAAUAGCUGCCCGCUAAAAAGCCGGUAUAACUCUUUGUCUAUAUAAAUGUAUAUUUCAAUGUUUCGAGUACAUAACAGCGAUAAUUUCGAUUUUCCCUAAUGCAUGCCCUUAUCAGCUGCGCAGGCGCAGACUAUCUAGGAGUCGUGUAAAUUAAUAACUAGUUUCAUGUAGAUAUUCACAAUAUUAUUUGUUUUCAAAUCAACAUUGCAGCUUAUCUGUUUUAUUAAGUUUUAUCAAAAAUCACCAUUUUUAAGUGAUCCUGUAUAAAUAAAUGCAAGCAAUAAACGACUUCGAUUUAUUUGUAUAAAAUGUGAUUGUAAUAUGUAAGAUAUUAAAAAUAAAAUUUUAAAAGCC